AUUUAAUUCAUUUCAAGAACUUAGCUAGUAAACUUUUUUUGCAAUGGAAGAAAGUAAAAUUAUCCAACAUUUUGAGGGCAAGACCAUUUUAAUCACUGGUUCCACUGGCUUUUUAGCAAAGAUAUUUCUAGAGAAGAUUCUUCGGUUGCAACCUAAUGUGAAGAAAUUGUAUCUUCUAAUGAGAGCGAGCCCUAAAAUAUCUGUCCAGCAACGUUUGGAAGAAGAGGUUGUGGGAACGGAGCUCUUCCGAGUUCUAAGAAAAGAACGUGGGGGAGAUUUCGAGUCAAUGAUAUCCUCAAAAGUUGUGGCAAUAUCGGGCGAUGUUGGUUAUGAAAAUUUAGGAAUAGUUGAUGUACAACUUCGAGAGCAAAUGUGGCGAGAAAUUGAUGUUAUUGUCAACUCAGCCGCAACUACCAAAUUUGAUGAGAGGUACGACAUAGCAUAUGGAAUUAAUUCGUUGGGGGCCAUGCAUGUUCAAGACUUUGGCACUAAAUGUUCGAAAUUAGAGAUGCUUCUUCACGUCUCCACGGCUUAUGUGCAUGGCACUAAGGUGGGAUUGAUGCCAGAAAAGCCUUUUCGAAUGGGUGAAACACUUCCCGGCGCCAAAAUACCAUAUUUAGAUAUAGAAGCUGAGAAGUCGGUAAUUCAGGAAAGAUUAAGGUUUCUUCAAACGCAAAAGUUGUCUGAAAAAGAAAUCACUCGAGCUAUGAAGGAUUUCGGCAUCGAAAGAGCAAUGUUGCACGGGUGGCCUAAUACAUACGUAUUCACAAAGGCAAUGGGUGAAAUGCUAUUGGAGAGAUCUAACCAGAAUUGCAAUGUAGUUAUAAUCCGUCCCACUAUCAUUACAAGUACUUUCAAAGAUCCAUUUCAUGGUUGGAUCGAAGGUCUAAGAACUUUGGACAGCAUCUUUGUUGCAUAUGGUAAAGGGAAGAUCAAAUUCUUCGUAGGUGAUCCAGAGUCGGUAAUUGACUUGGUACCAGGUGACAUGGUGGUAAACUGCAUGAUUGCAGCAAUAGCAUCACAUUCAAAUCCAAUUGGUGAAAAAGAGGGAAUAAGAGUAUACCAAAUAGGUUCUUCAAGGCGUAAUCCAGUGAAAUACGAUGAGCUUAAGUGGUUAAUGCAUCGCUAUUUAGUUAAUAAUCCAUUGAGUGAUAGCUGCGGCAAACCUGUCAAAAUUGGCCCUCCAAUUAUUAUGAAUACAAUGGCCAGCUUUCACAACUAUAUUUCUUUCCACUACUUGCCAUUUGUACAGAUGCUUGGACUGGCAAACACGAUAUGUUGCAACCUUUUUGAAAGUUCAUACACCAAUGCAAAACGAAGAGUCAGUCAUGCCAUGCGACUAGCUGAUCUGUACAAGCCUUAUUUGUUUUCACAAGCUAUCUUUGAUGACAGUAACACUGAGACUUUACGAAUGAGAAUGAGAGGAGGAAGCAAAAUCGACACGGAAUUAUUCAACUUUGAUCCCAAAUGCAUUAUGUGGGAUGACUACCUUUUGAACACUCAUUUUCUAGGAAUAGCCAAAUAUGUCUUGAAUUGCUAGUUGUGUGAUUAUAUAUGCAUUACACUCUCAACUUGGACACUUAAU
Messenger RNA from Salvia hispanica, 1585 nucleotides. RefSeq names its product fatty acyl-CoA reductase 3-like. Gene Ontology annotation, cellular component: intracellular membrane-bounded organelle. The record is from RefSeq and is a predicted model, not a curated record. Gene Ontology annotation, biological process: suberin biosynthetic process; long-chain fatty-acyl-CoA metabolic process. Gene Ontology annotation, molecular function: alcohol-forming very long-chain fatty acyl-CoA reductase (NADP+) activity. Lineage: Eukaryota; Viridiplantae; Streptophyta; Magnoliopsida; Lamiales; Lamiaceae.